Penicilliopsis zonata CBS 506.65 is the source of this 4154-nucleotide messenger RNA. RefSeq lists its product as hypothetical. The coding region runs from base 105 to 3950 and encodes 1281 amino acids. The record is from RefSeq and is a predicted model, not a curated record. Lineage: Eukaryota; Fungi; Ascomycota; Eurotiomycetes; Eurotiales; Aspergillaceae. The transcript has 3 exons.
CUCCUCAACAAAACGUCGACGGCCCUUGGUAUAUUGGAUCUGCACCGUGCCCGUCUCUUGACAAACAGCUCCCCUGGGAGUCCCCGCCGCCAGCCAAGCCCACCAUGGCCGUCAUCGACACCUCCAAAGACUUGGCUGCUCUGUUCAGACAGCAGGCUCUCAAGACCCCGGACGCCCCUGCGUUGGAAGACCACACGGCCACAUAUACAUAUGCGGAGCUGGACCGCGAGGUGGACGCUCUUGCCCAGCGCCUGCGGAGCUACGGGGUGAGUCGAGACAGCCUGGUUGGCGUGCUGCUGCCGCGCAGUGCGCAUUAUGUGAUCGCCUGUUUGGCUGCCCUGCGUGCGGGGGGCGCGUUCCUGGUGCUGGAGCUGGCGUACCCGCCCGAUCUGCUGGCGGAUGUGCUCGACGAUGCCAACCCAGCCGUGGUGGUCACCCAUCGGGCGGAAGUCGGGAAGAUCAAAGCCAGCGUUCCGCUGGUCGUUCUUGACGAGCCGGCCAAGGAUGCCAACGGCCAUACCAAAGAGCCCGAGCCCUUGCCGUCCGACCAUGACUUGGACCGCCUGGCCUUUGUGUCGUAUUCGUCAGGUACCACGGGUAAACCCAAGGGAAUCGCGAAUCCGCAUCGCGCCCCCGUGCUUUCGUAUGAUCUGAGAUUUGACAUCCAGGAUCUCCAACCGGGAGACCGUGUCGCUUGCAACGUCUUCUUCAUCUGGGAGAUCUUGCGUCCCCUGCUGCGGGGAGCCACCGUCGUAGCGGUGCCGGACGAUGCGAGCUAUGAUCCCGCUGCGCUCGUCGACCUACUGGCCGCCAAGCGUAUCACCGAGACUCUGAUGACCCCUACCCUGCUGGCCACUGUCCUUGCCCGUCACUCCCGCAUCGGAGCCCGCCUGCCAGAGUUGCGCACUUUGUGGCUGAACGGAGAGGUGGUGAGCGCCGAUCUGGCCCGACGGGCCAUCAAAGCCCUUCCAAACACACGUCUUCUCAACUGUUACAGCGCCUGCGAGACUCACGAGAUUGCCUGUGGAGAUAUUCGGGAGAUGCUGGAUGACGAGGCCACUUACUGCCCCGUUGGCCCGCCCCUGGACCCUGAACACACAUACAUUCUGGACGAAAGUGGCCAGAAGGUCCCCGAGGGCACCAGCGGCGAACUCUUUGUUGGUGGUCCUCUCCUGGCUCGGGGAUACAUCAACCGGCCUGAGACCACGGCUCGGGCGUUCACGCCAGAUACCUUCAAUCCUACACCAGAUGCUCGUAUGUACAGAACCGGGGAUCUAGCGCGGAUUCUUCCGUCGGGACUGCUUGAGAUUACCGGUCGUGUUGGAGCCAUGAUCAAGCUCCGCGGUUACUCUGUUGUUCCUGGCAAGGUCGAAAAUGAUAUCGUCAAGCACCUCGCCGUCAGUCGCUGUGCUGUUGUGCCUCACGGUGAGGGCCUAGAGCGUCAGCUUGUUGCCUAUGUCGUCCGCGACAAUAAGGAAGCUUCCGCCGAUCGUCCUGCUCUCGAGGUCAAUGAAUCAGGCCACAGCCCUGCGGCGCGUCGUAUCCUUUCGCCCUAUCUGGCACUCUAUAUGAUCCCAGCUCUGUGGGUGGAACUGGAUGAGCUCCCCACCCACGAGGUCUCGGGCAAGGUCGACCUAAAACACCUCCCCCCGCCGCCAACUCCGAGCCCCGUCAAUGGCACCAGCCCGGCUGCUGGAAAGGAAAAGGACCCGGUCAAUAUUGAUGAGGUCGCUUUGAUCUGGGCAGCAACCCUGAAAACUUCACGGUCGCUCUUGAAGCCGACCGAUGAUUUCUUUGAUCUGGGUGGACAUUCCCUCUCGCUUGCCGAUCUUGCUUCCAGACUGUCGAAAGUCUUCGGCUUCGCUGUCCCCAUUGCUCGUCUUGCAGACAAUACAACCCUCAACGGUCAUCUGGAAACAAUUCGUGCGAUCAGAGAUGGACAUACUGCGGCAGUGCAAGCAGACCUACCAGCUGUCUUACGUGCAGACGCCGCUCUCGAUGAAGACAUCAGACCUUCGCCAAGUGUGCAGAUCUGUUCGGUCAACGACGCCAAUACGAUCCUCUUGACCGGUGUCACUGGGUACCUGGGUGCCUUUCUACUGAACGAUCUGUUGGAGAGCACUUCGGCUCACAUCAUCUGUCUGGUCCGUUUCAACAAUCCCGAAGAUGAUGAUAGGGCCGGCGGUGUGGCCAGGAUCCGCCGGAACCUGCUUGACAUGGGCCUCUGGCGCGAUUCGAUCAUGGAGCGUGUCGAGGUGCUCCCGGGCAACCUUUCUCGAUCUCGCUUUGGUCUCUCGCGGGAAGCCUUUGGAGAGCUCGCCGAACGUGUCCAGGUCAUCAUCCAUGCCGCUGCGACCGUGAACCUGGUGUACCCAUAUGCCGCCCUACGAGGCGCUAACGUGGGCGGGACGCGAGAAAUCCUGCGUCUGGCAUGCAAGGCAGGCGCCACGGUGCAAUAUGUGUCCACCAACGGAGUCUUGCCCCCGUCUGGUGAGAGUGGCUGGCCCGAGACGACUAUGCUCGAUGUCGACGACGUUCCCGCCAAGUUGCUCGAUGGAUACGGACAGACCAAGUGGGUUGCCGAGCAGCUCGUUCUCGAGGCCGGCCGUCGAGGAUUGCCAGUGAAAAUCCACCGAGCGGGCACAAUCAGCGGGCAUAGUGUCACCGGCGCUGCAAAUGCCUGGGAUCUCCUGUCCGCGUUGAUCGUGGAGUCAGUCAAGCUCGGCUAUGCCCCCGACGUCGAGGGCUGGCGUGCUGAGAUGACUCCCGUGGACUUUGUUAGCAAGGCCAUCAUCCACCUCGCCAAUCAAACCCAGGCGGAACAGGUCGUGUUCCACCUCGGUGACCCGAACCCUGUCGAUACACGAGCCGUUUUUGACGCCCUGAACGAGCUCGGAUACCCCACCCAGCGGCUCGGCUGGGAUGAGUGGGUUGCGCUGUGGACCUCCAAACGAGGCAACGUCAAAGGUGGUGACGGUGCCUUCACGGUCGACAUUCUUCGUAGUGGCAUGCCGACGGUCGAGUUCCUCCGGGGCAUCGUCGUACUGGACAACGCCGCCACGAGACCCUUCCGCUCGGCCGUUGAACGGCCCAAGGUCGACCGCGUUCUGCUGGAGACGUACACGCGUCAUUGGUUCGCCAGGGGCUGGCUCCCACGGCCCCCAGCACAGCAGAGUGCCCUCAACGGAACUGCAAAGCCUGCCUCCCGUGGCCCGCUGAGCGGCAAGGUUGCCGUCAUCACCGGUGCGUCUUCUGGCAUUGGAGCCGCAGUCGCGGCCGCUCUAGCAAAGGAAGGCUGUCACGUCGCACUUGGUGCUCGGCGCCUCGAGGUUCUCGAAGCCACCAAGCGCAAGCUCGCGAUCCACGAAGGCAAGGUGGUCAUCCGCCAGACCGACGUCACCGACAAGGCACAGGUCGAGGCCCUCUUCCGUGCAGCCAAUGACCAGCUCGGACCCGUCGACAUUCUCGUCGCCUGCGCUGGGGUCAUGUACUUCACUAUGAUGGCAAAUGUGCAGACAGACGAGUGGGAGCGCACCGUCGAUGUGAACUGCAAGGGUCUUCUCCACUGUCUUUCGUCCAUCGUGCCGGGCAUGCUCUCGCGCGGUAGCGGUCACAUCGUCGCCAUCUCGUCCGACGCGGGCCGUAAAGUGUUCCCGGGCCUGGGCGUCUACUCGGCCAGCAAGUUCUUCGUCGAGGCCACGCUGCAAUCGCUGCGGCUCGAAACGGCAGGCAGUGGACUGCGCGUGACCAGCGUCCAGCCCGGUAACACGGCGACGGAGCUUUUAGGCAUGUCCACGGAUGCCGAGGCGAUCAAAAAGUACGGAGAGCCCACUGGGGCACAGAUCCUCGACCCAGAAGAUGUCGCCAACUCGAUCGUCUACGCGCUGCGUCAACCAGCACACGUCGCUGUGAACGAGAUUCUGAUAGAACCGCGAGAUGAGCCGAUCUAGACAAGCAUCGUUUCUCUUAGAUUUCUUCCUUCCUCUCUUGCUCUAUUUUCGGCCUUUUCUUCGACCACGAUCUGUCUUGCUAGUAACGAUCUUUUUUGUUUGCUAAUGGCUAACAGGAGUUGCUUUUACCAUGGUAUAUUUUAGACGAGAGGAUAUACGUACAUAUCAAUCACUGCAGGGAUAGAUACUAUCCUAAAAAAUGAC